AUGGACUUCGUAUGGAAUGAGUCCGUCCGUCAUGCACAUGCAAUGACUCGCCAUUGGACGUCCACAACCGAUGCAUCAAUCCCAGAUAUACAGAGAGACAUGGAAACAUUGACUCUCAACGUUCUCGCAUCAGCAGCGUUUCAUGAGUCCUACGACUUCAACCCCUCCUGGGAAUCCGACGCGCUCGAUUCAGCUACUCAGAGCUACCGGGACGCUUUGUUUGUCGUACACAAGCACGCCAUCCACCUCAUGCUCAUUCCAUAUCACAUCCUUACCGGAUCUUUGAUGCCCAAGGGUCUUGCUCGGAUCGGCAAAGCCGCUGUCUCGCUCAAAGAUCACAUGACAAAGAUGGUGAGGAAAGAGAGGCUGGCAAUGGAAAGGGGCGAGCCAGGGUCAGGUGGUCUCGUAACUCAACUCGUGCGAGACCACCUGGAAACCCUACAAGCCGAUCUAUGGGACAUGCCCAAGGCUAAGAAAGGAACACUGUCAAAUGAAGAGAUUAUGGGAAAUCUGUUCGUAAUGACCUUUGCUGGAUACGACACAACGGCUAUUGCGCUCUCCUUCGCCAUGACACUCCUAGCUGGACACCCCGACGUACAGGAGUGGUUAUCUGAGGAGAUAAUUACAGUCACCGAGAACAAACCUGUCGAAUCUUGGACCUACGAUUUGUUUCUCAAGCUAAAGCGAUGCCGGGCUGUGUUUCUUGAGACCAUGAGGCUGUAUGGGCCUAUCACCGGAUUACCAAAGGUUGCUACUGACAGGACACAGCCUAUUCGAGUUGGUGAUCGAGUUCUUGCCAUUCCGCAGGGUACUGAAACCAUUCUCUUACUUCACAGUGCCCAAACUGAUCCAAGGUAUUGGCCUGGGGGUGAUCCACAUGCGUGGAGUCCUUCACGCUGGAUAUGUCGACGGGAGCCUGAUGCGGAACCUGCGUGCGAAGAGCUCUUCGUCCCCAAAAGGGGUUCAUUCUCCCCCUGGUCCGAUGGCCCACAGGGAUGUGUUGGAAAGAAGUUUGCUGAGGUUGAGGCAGUUGCUGCUCUGGCAUGUGUCCUCAAAGAUUGCCGCAUACGCCCAAAAUUGGGGGCUGGGGAGACUUUGGAGCAGGGCGAGCAGCGGGCUAAGAGGUGCGCGAAUGAUGUUAAUUACCAGCUCAUGUUGAGGAUGAACGACCCCAGUCAGGCCAAGCUGGAAUGUAAGAGAGUGUAG
Messenger RNA from Diaporthe batatas, 1206 nucleotides. RefSeq lists its product as uncharacterized. NCBI's taxonomy places the organism in Eukaryota, Fungi, Ascomycota, Sordariomycetes, Diaporthales, Diaporthaceae. Bases 1 to 1206 code for a protein of 401 amino acids. Gene Ontology annotation, molecular function: heme binding; oxidoreductase activity, acting on paired donors, with incorporation or reduction of molecular oxygen; monooxygenase activity. The record is from RefSeq and is a predicted model, not a curated record. The transcript has 2 exons.